UUCCCCUCUUACCCCCCCAUUCCCCCCAUUCCCUCCAUCCCUCUGCAUUCCCAUCUGCCCCAAAUGUUUCAUAUGGAAUUUGAAUGGAAAAGUAUGAGCAUCAGUAUGACACUUCCAUAGUGGUAAUUAUUGAACCUUAGCAUUCAUUAUCAAUGGUUGUGAAAACAAGGAAGUAACAUUCAUCAAAGGCUGGAUCCAAAUCAGUUUCUUAAGACAGUACAGUGCAGGAAAGAGAAGACGACUCAGCCUUGUGAAUAGAGAUCAUAAACAGAGAGAGAUCUGGAGAAGAUUGGGCUGUGCUUACAGAGGAACGGGAAGGAAAAUGAAGUUCAGGGUCAGUGCAAAUCCUGCUAUGCUCUCAUGCAAGCACAAAUGUCAAAGCAGAAUGCAGGACUAUUAAAGCUUCUCACUAAACAGGAAUUUUCUUGUCUACAUUUAUUGGAAAGAGCCUGAGAUGGUGAGAAAAUCUAAAGCAAAUGACUAAAGAAGGAUGCAGAUAUUAAAUUCCAUCAAGUGCUGACCCAUGAAAGACGUAACGAUAAAAAGAGGUGGAAAGAAAUUGCUUAUAUUCAUUGCUGUACGAUCAGAAAGCUUCAAUCCUAACGUGAGAAAUGUGCAGGUGUGCAGCUCAGAAACACGUGGAAUCAUAAAACAUGUGGGCAUCUUCCUUCCAUUGGUCAGAGAACUGCAGCACAGCUGCAGCUUCUCCCAAGUCUUUACUGCAGGAAGGAUUCCGAAAAGACAUCAAGAAAAAAAAGAAAGAAAAAAAAAAAAAGCCUCUCCCUUUUCUUCAGGCUUUUUUUUCUUUUUUUUUUUUCCUAAAAACAAAAAGCAAACAAAAGGUACAAAGAAGAGAUUUCUGAGGAUGGCUGGAAUAAACUCCACUCAAGCUCAGCAUUCUACACAAUGCUUCUGUGUCUUAGGAGUAAAUCAGUGGCAAGUUCCAGGCAAGGCCCAGCUGGCCAAGUGCAAGUGCUGGUGACUGACUGAAUGAGAAGCUAAUUGACUCUCUGCAAUUAACUUCCAGUGGUCAUUAUCACUGUGAUAUUUAAGGUACUUGUAAAACUGAUGAAUCUGUGCUUGUGAUUUCUUUUAAGUGAGAAAAUAAAACAAGUUCCAGAUGAGUAGCUGGGUGAUAAUUAUCAUUGUUCUACAUGUUAAUUUUGGUAAUGGCUGUAUUUUAUUAAGGACUAAUGAGUCAUCUUCAGUGCUUCCAGUCCAGGUGACAAGGAAAAACCCAGCAAAGGACAGUUACAACCCACGGCAGGAGCAGCACGGUGCUUUGGUGCAGUUCUGUUACCCAAAGCCUCCUGAGGAGAUGACAUUUGGAGAUCAGCUGAGUGAUGUUUGUGGAGCAAGCUCCUCUCGGGAAAAUUAAGGAAGCAGAAAUGCAAAUGCCCAGCACUCGGCUCCUGCAGGCAUUUGGAACGCAGUCGGCUUUGCCAUUCCUUUACAUUCUCAUUUUUUCAGGAAAAUGGUCGCAUUGGUUCCUCACGCCGCUUCUCCGUGUCUCCUCCACGCUCACAAAGGCGGCUCCGCACGACCGCGCUCAGCGCGGCUUCCAUCGGCGACGUCACGGAGGGGGGGUGACGAUCGCGGCGGUUAUCGGCUGUCGGUUGGCGCCAUCAGGCGACAGCAGUCAGUCGGCGCGCAGCCAUGCCUGCUUUCCAGCCCGUCCUGCGGCGUCGCUGCCACUUCGCCGACCAGUGCCGGAGCGUGCGGCUCAGCGGCAGCUGGGGGCGCCCCUACCCAGGUCCCGUUGGAGGAGCCAGAGGAGGAUGGCGUGCCGCAUCCCAGAGACGCAGAAACGCUGUCCGGGCAUCCGUGCUCCAGCGCUUGAGAAGACGUGGAGGAAGAUGGCGUACCAUAAACCAGAUAAGCACAGUCCUCAUCCAGCCCACAAUAAUCCAGCAUGUGGGAGGGGCUGUAGGAGCAUGGGGUACCGGUGCCCAGACUGCCAUGAUCGUUAGCCAGCCCUCCAUGAUGCAGCAUAUGGGAGGAGCUGGAGGAGGAUGGGGUGCUGCUACCCUGAGAAACAGGUACAUUAUGCGGGCAGCCGUGUUCAAGUACAGGAGAGGAGCCGUGUUCGAGUACAGAAGACAAGCUGUGUCCAAGUACAAGAGAUCAGCUGUAGGAGGAUGGGGAGACAAUAGUCACACAAUAGUCACAAGUACACAUCUUAGCCAGCCCUCCAUGAUCCAAAACAAGGGAAGAGCUAUGAGAGGAUCAGGAGACAUUGAUCAGAUAACCAGCAUGCUCAGCCAGCUAUCCAUAACGCAGCACACGGGAGGAGCAUUGGGAGGAUCGGGAGGCACUAGCCAGAUAUCCACACUCGUUAGCCAGUUCUCCAUGAUGCAGCUCACAGAAGGAGCUGUAGGAGGAUCAGGAGACACUACACAAAGAAAUAUAGAGCAUGGCCAGGCACCCAUGAUGCAGCACAUGGA
Molecule: messenger RNA, 2444 nt
Organism: Lagopus muta (rock ptarmigan)
Lineage: Eukaryota; Metazoa; Chordata; Aves; Galliformes; Phasianidae
Exons: 2
Coding region: 1344-1970 (208 amino acids)
Source: RefSeq, a predicted model, not a curated record